UCCUCGUGGCGGAUUCGAUCACAAGCCGGCGAACAACUACAGGGAUCCAACUGCUGCAGUCCUCGGUGCCAAACGGCUGGCGAUAGUUUCGAGCGAUGGAUUGAGGUCGAGUCAUUGCCUACCCUCAGAAUUAGCCCUCGCCUCUGCUCGAUCCGAGUACAGCAGCCAUCGGGACUUAGACGUCGAGAUCCAUAUCAAAAGUCGAUGAGUUCUACACCGGCCGCUGUGCCACAUGCACAGCCUGUCAGGAGCACCGGACUGCCCAACAGCGGAGCUCGAAGCAGCUUCAGGGUGCUUUCUCGCCCAACACCGGCAAUAGACACUAGGGAUCUACAUCAACGUAUCGAUCCUGGACGAGAGAAGAAUCUCAAUGGUCCCCUUAUCCAGCCAAGCGGAUUUGAUAUGCCAAAGCUGCAUGGCGGAGACCUCGUGACGUCGCCUUCCUCCGACCAAAUCCAAAACGCCGCCAGCUUCGGGAUCUUGUCCCCCACAGGCUCGCAACGCAGUUCGGGCGUUCCAGGUCUCAGCGACAGUAGAGGCACGACGAUCGAUUCCGUUUCGCCCACGCCGAUAUCGGCGCAUGGUCAGGAUUUGAGAGCGCUUGAUACCGCUCUGGGUCUCAAUUAUAAGCGAGAGCCAGUUGAAGUAGAAGAAGACGAGUCUGGCGACGAGAACGAUGAGAGCACGGGCAGUCAGACGCCGAGAAGGCGGGGUAGCGGACCGUUUGGGUUCGGUUUCAGCCUUACUCGCAGACCUUCGGACAAAGUCGAUACGCCAAGGCCGGUCGAUGCAACGGCCUUGCACGUCAUGAACAAUCAAAAGCUGGGAACACCGCGUCGACCCAGCCUCUUGACCCAGCAGAUACUCUCUUCUCCAGCUGUUCCUUUGGCGACCAAUACCACCGCGGCUUCAUCAGGUCGAGGCGAUGUCAGUCUUUCCAAACGGCCGAGCUUGAAAGACCGUGUCAAAGGCAGUCUGCUUGGGUCGGUCUCGGCAUCUAGGGAAUUCGCAAGUGCUCUAGCUACAGGUGAAAGCCAUCAACAGGUCUCGGGCACAUCAACGAGUCUCGAAGCACGGCGCGGUACGAGUCGCGUCCGCAAAGGCUCGUCAGGUACAUACAUGUCAUCCCGCCCGAGCUUUGACACGGAUGAUCAUCUGGAAGAGCUAGUCGAGGAUGGCCAACCAAGAGGAUCUCGGGGCAGACCCGGCCACGCCGCGAGGCGCAAGACAUACAAUGAGGGCAGCAGUCAAGAUGACAUGCGGUCUAACUAUACCUACGGAACCAGUGCCAGUGGUUGGGACCGCAGUAUGACCGGGCUGACCACCGAUGAUGACGAGGGAGUAAUCGAAACACAGGAUAUCAAUUUUACCAAGGAUGUUAGGACCGGGAGGAAAAUGAUCAACCAAUAUGUUAUUUUGCGUGAGAUCGGUCGUGGUCAACAUGGCCAAGUCCGUCUCGGCCAAGAUGUCACAGUGCUGGAGAAGUUGGAAAAGUCACGCAACGCUUCCAACGCGGCUGCAAUUGAUUCGCUCAAUCAAGUCGACCAGACCGGUCAUGCUCGUACUCUAUCUUGGGCCGAGAGUAUAUCGCCUGUUGCUGAGCCGGAAGGCAGUUCGGGACCAGGGACUACGCCGACGACCGGAUCAAGUGGUUACUGGGCCAUAAAGAUCAUGGAUCGCCAGCCGCGAAAGAAGCUGCCCGGCAUCAGGAAGUCGAGUGGGGCCUAUUCUAAUGGCCCGAACGAUGCCAAGCAGAUCACGGCCACAAAUGAAAAGCUUCGAAGGGAGAUCGCGAUAUUAAAGAAAUGCCGUCACCCUAAUGUGGUCAGACUUCGCGAGGUCAUCGACGCUCCGGCGUCGAAAAAGAUUUAUCUAGUCUUGGAAUACUGCGAGGGAGGAGAGGUGCGAUGGAAGACUGAUGAAGGUCAACCGCUUCUCACCCUUGAUCAAGCCCGAAGAACGAUACGAGACAUCGUAUUGGGCUUGGAGUAUCUCCACCACCAGGGUAUCAUACACAGAGAUAUUAAGCCGGCUAAUCUGCUUUACUCUGCAGACGGCGUCGUGAAAAUCUCCGAUUUCGGCGUGUCGCACUAUUCGCAUGUUCUGCGUGGUCAACAAGCCGGAGAUGAUGAUAUGUCGCCCGAGGAGGAUGACGAACUCGGUUUCGCCAACGAGCAUGACCUAGCGAAGACGGCAGGAUCGCCUGCGUUCUUCGCUCCCGAGCUUUGUUUCAGCGAUCUCGGACCUCCUAGUGGCGGAAACUCUCCCAUCCGCGAGGUCCCUACAUACAACUUUGGUCGCACGGGAUCGAUACCGGACGAUGGUCAUGGCAACAACAGGACAUCUACCAUUUCGGCGCAUUCUACAAGUAGUACCUUGCGACCUGACUCUCCAGCUAUCAGACGCGAGAGACCGCCUAUCACCGAGGCUAUCGAUAUAUGGGCCCUGGGAGUAACGCUAUAUUGCUUCCUCUUCGGAAGAGUCCCGUUCGAUUCGACCAGCGAGUUCCACUUGCUAUCGAUCAUUCCGGUCGAGGACUUCCCAGUGCCAGCCAAAAUGGGGGCUGAUCAGAUCGUCACAGGCGGACGUACCGGUUAUCUCAAGGGUCCCGGUCAUGGCAUCACGCAAGAGGCCUGCGAAGCGAUCGACCUGUUGUCGAAAUUGCUAGAGAAAGAUCCCGUCAAGCGGAUCACAUUGGCAGACGUGAAGAAACACCCAUUCACCCUACGCGGCCUGUCCGAUACCUCGGCAUGGCUAGCUAGUACCGAUCCCACGGCGGAAAAAUUCGUCACGGUAUCCAACGCGGAAGUGGCCGCUGCCGUGACAAAUUCGGGAUCUUUCCGUGACAAGUUUCGUAAAGGCAUGAAGAGCCUCUCGAACCGUCUCUUCGGAACUAGCGGGUCUGAGACAAAGAGGCGACCCCGAAGUCAAAGCAUCGUGCAUCUUGCUGACGUCGACGCGUCAACAAUGAAGGCAGAUGGCAGCAAUGCGAACGGCAAUGCAUAUCUGAGCAUCGGGUCUUUGAAUAGAUCGCAAUCCCGCUUUGCUUCGGGUUGGUCUCACCGUUUACCCUCGCCCUACUCAGAUGGGCAGGAGAAGCGUUCCCCGUCUCCGCUUCCUAACGGUUUGGCGAGGAGGUUCUCGGUGCUGGGUAGUAAAUCCAACCGCUCGCUCUCGCCACUACCGGGCUCGACGGAAAUACUCAACCUCAACGGGCUUUCUACAAGCAUCGUCGGUCCAUCGCGCGGCGAUACCGAUUCCUUGGGCCGGAGUGUUUCGGAUCGAUCUACAACCUCGUCGACAGGAUAUCUCCCUAUGGGGCGAAUGGGCCCUCUACGUCGGCAAUCGACGCACUUGGUGCCUCCGGUUGUGGGUAGUUUCGAACUUCAAGCUCAGCCCUCGCGCAAGGUGCUUUCGACAUCGAAUUCCGUCGAACGCUUGGACUCUAUCAACAACAAGCUGACAGCAGGUGAUGACGAUGUGUCGGCGACGAAUCCGGUUCACCGUCGAACAAGAGCUCUCAGCAACGCCAGCUCAGCAGCAGGGAAUGCCAGCACGAGCGGUCUGCACAACAAGCUCGCCAAGCUUCUGUCCCGUGGAACGAACGAGAAGAGCUCCAUGCCAGACCUUGUGCCUGCUGAUGCUCACGCAUCGGAGCAAGCGCUGCACCGACGAAACAGCGAGGUCGGAACACUGCAAUUUUCCAACAAUGUCGCCCGGCGCGAGAUACAGGCCGAUCCAGUCAUCCGAUCGCAUGCUAGCAGGGACACUCUAGCAUCGCAUACCGCUUUCCAGUCGAGGCCCUCUAGCCCUCUGCCUAGAGAUUCCCCGGGACGGCAGGCUCUAUCGAAUGGGCUAGACACGGCAGAUCAGCCUCCACCCGUUGACACCAAGCGCCAGCCUGCGGACAUGGAUUUCGAUAAAGCGGAUUGGGAAGGUGAUCUCUCCGAUGACGAGGACGACUACGGCGAGCCGGUGAGCUCAGUAUAUGGUCGGCCGGGUUUGCAUGGGUCCGUAGACGGUGUGCCCGGGCAUCCGGACGACUUGAACAGAGGGACUUGGGUGAUGAACGGAAGAGGUUGGCAACAUCGUGAGACAACGGGAACACUACUGCCGAGUGUCAUUCCUCGUGAUUCGAACAUGGAGACAAACGGGGACCUACAGAUGGACAUUGGGGCGAUCAUGCCUGAUUCUGGUUUCUCGCCUUCAGACGUACCCGCGACGAUAGCAGAGACCGAUGCCGAAGCAGAUGCGGAAAAUGCCGUCAGCGAUAAGACCAGGCUUUCAAUCAAUACCAACCAUAACACAUUGGCGAUCGGUAGUCGUUCACCCAUGUCGUCACCUAGACAAGCUUCCCACCCUGAUCACGAGCGGACGGUGAGGCAUUCGCCCGGAUCAGCCAAUCGCGCUCCCUCGCAGCAGCGAUGGCCCGAUCGACCACGCCUACCUUCAACGAACGAAAUGUUUGACGAUGCAGAAGAAGAUGACGACGAGGAUGACGGGUUGGAGAUCGAUGUUGGACUCAAAAGGGGAAGACGGUCCUCCAAACCGUUGACGCCAGCGAUGGAUCGUCGACCUUCAUUGCCACCUAUUUGAAUGGCGAAU
Molecule: messenger RNA, 4605 nt
Organism: Filobasidium floriforme
Lineage: Eukaryota; Fungi; Basidiomycota; Tremellomycetes; Filobasidiales; Filobasidiaceae
Exons: 8
Coding region: 205-4596 (1463 amino acids)
Biological process (GO): protein phosphorylation; intracellular signal transduction
Cellular component (GO): cytoplasm
Molecular function (GO): protein serine/threonine kinase activity; ATP binding
Source: RefSeq, a predicted model, not a curated record